Molecule: messenger RNA, 812 nt
Organism: Drosophila persimilis
Lineage: Eukaryota; Metazoa; Arthropoda; Insecta; Diptera; Drosophilidae
Product: GTP-binding nuclear protein Ran
Exons: 2
Coding region: 41-589 (182 amino acids)
Biological process (GO): ribosomal subunit export from nucleus; protein import into nucleus
Cellular component (GO): nucleus; cytoplasm
Molecular function (GO): GTP binding; GTPase activity
Source: RefSeq, a predicted model, not a curated record
ACGAUUAGUGAAAAUUGUUUGCAAAAACUUUAUUGUAACCAUGGAUGUGCCGACUUACAAGUGCAUUAUUAUUGGCGAGAAACGCUGUGGCAAGACCACGUUUUUGAGACGCCAUCUAACUGGAGAAUUUAAGAGCGAGUAUGUCCCCACGGACAAGAACUCCGUCAACAUAGACACGCUGAUCUUCAGCAGCAAUCGCGGACCCAUUCGAUUCGAUGUGUGGGACUGGGGCAAGGAGGAUGAGGAGCUGGGCCGCUAUCCAGAUGAUUUCUACAGCAACAGCCACUGCGCUAUCAUAAUGUUUGAUGCAAGCUCGGUGGAUCUCUUCCAGAAUUUCCACAAGUUUAUGACGCUGAACAAGAUCUGUCCAGGCAUUCCAAUAUCCAUCUGUGGAAACAAGUCGGAUAUCAAGCCUGGAUCCGAUUUUCCAUUAAAUCCGGCACACCGUUUGUGCAAAAUAUCAGUCAAGACGGGGCUCAAUAUGGAUGGACCGUUUCUUUAUCUGGCCCGCAAACUGUUUAACGACUUCACUUUGGAGUUCGUUAAACUGCCACCACUGGUCUUUCCUCAGCCUGGAUGCGUAUCGUAAAGAUGUCAAGUCUUAAGUAAUUCGAAGAAAGACCAAACAGACCAAAGAUCACAGAGCUACACAAAAAUCAGAUUAAUCCAAAGGAAGACGACAAAGCAUUCACCUCUAACCUUACCACACAUACACUAUACAUAUUUGUAACACUUGAAGCCGUGCGUAUAACACAUCUGUGGAUCCACAAUCUAUUUGUUUGGUUACAUUACAAAAAUAUCUCUGAAAAUUA